Porites lobata is the source of this 11686-nucleotide messenger RNA. Lineage: Eukaryota; Metazoa; Cnidaria; Anthozoa; Scleractinia; Poritidae. The record is from the annotation of a GenBank genome assembly.
AUGGAAGAAAGGCUGUUAAGACUGACUCGGCAAAAUCGACAGUUGGAACAGGAGGCAAUGCACGCUAAACAGACCACAGGUUAGUAAAAUGCUCCUUCGAUUGACUUUCUUAAAUGCUUUUCACGAUUAGCUGUUACUGAGGCCACGUUCACACGAAUCCUGAUAUUUUUAAAACCGCAUCUUUUCUUACCCGGAUCCGUGUGAACGGGGUGGCAUAAACCAGUCUGGCGAGCGUUUUCACCGAGCAAGAGGUGGUUUCGGUUGGCGGAUUCACUGGUUUCGUGUGCACAAAAAGGCUCAUUCGUGCCAAAAAAAGGAUGCGGUUUCAAAAAAUAACCGGAUUCGUGUGGAUAGGGCCUAAAGCUGUUGAGCUUGGCCUAAUUGUUUCUAACCACUGUUUUGUCGUUGGUUUUAGAUAUGAUCGAUUUGAAGAAAUAAUAUUGUAACGAGCUUCUACGACUGAAAAUGGCAUAAGUUUGCAGAAACAUGUCUUGUUAAUUGAAAACUGUUGUGUUAUUUCUUCAACUCGUAACAAAUUUCUACUCUCAAGUCCGUGUUAGAUAUGAAAAGUCAAAAAAGGAGUACACCAUUGUUAUUUCAAGCGAACCUGUUUUCGUUUACGUUUUGGAAAAAAAUAUCGGUUUCCUUUCAGUGAACACAUUUUUCUGCUUUUCAAUUUUUGUUGUAUUGGUUUUCUCUUUGCUCCCAUUCUCUGAUGUGUUUUUAAGUCCUUAAAAUAAUCCAAUGCUCAAGACACGUUAAUCCUUCUUUUCAGUGGAAAAGAAUAGAAUUCCCAAGAGUUCGCGAAAAAUAAAAGAUCUGUUCUUAGAUUAUUUAUAGCUGGUUUAUUUUCAGACGUCUAAGUUUGAGUUCUAAAUUUAAUGAAGACUGCUUCUAAAUCAAUUAGCUUUGAAUAAUUAAGGACAGACUUAGCAUUCAAGAUAUAAAUUGUUUUGUUUCUUUUUAUCGACACUCGAGAUCUGUUAUACAGUGUUUAACGUCAACUUUUUUAAGUAUCGUAAGAGGCCUUGACUGACUACUUUGGUGGUAUGUUAAACUAUUUAUGAAAAAUUAGUAUCUCCCUUUUGGUAUUGGAAAACGUUGAAAGCAAAAUUCAGAGAACUUUCUUUUGUUCUCUGUUGCUUUGCAUUUGUACAUUAAAUGAUCUGAUUGCGCACGACUUUUUAAUGGAUGUUAACGGUACUCUAUUUAGCCCUUAAAUCGUUAUGUAUCACUUAGGCAAUGUUAGAAAUUAAUUUCGUAUAACGAUCGUUCUACUAAAAAGUGAGAAAGUUAGAUUUUGUCUGUUAAAUGAACACCGUUUGUUAUAUAAGUAUUCUCUCCGUUUUCUUUCAAACUAGGAAAGACGAAUUCUGUCUUUUUAAAAUUAAAACAUAAAAGAUGUAUAUUUUAAAAGACAGUCCCUAUAGAGGGAUCGCUGCAUUACAUUACCGUUAACUAUGCAAAUCCGGUUUGUAUAUAACUUUUUAGCUUUUCAGUGUAAAUACUUUUCGUUUUGUCCAAGUCUGUCAGUAGGUUUCUGGCCUUUUCCAUGAUCCGAGAUAGUCCGGUACGCGAAAUUGAGAUCACGCGCUCACAUUUCGCGUGCCUUUCACUUACGCGUCAUUCUUACUAGCUGAGAGCCUGGAACAGGCCAGUAGGUUUGUGUACGAAGAAAAUGUUUGUGUUCUGUUUGUUUACUGCUUGUUUGAUGAAGCAAAACAAAAAAGUGGAUGCGAACAUUAGAUGAGGACGUUGUGUUUAACGUAAGUUUAUGGACAGAAGAGUAAAAGAUAUCAUUUUUGCAGGCAAAAUCAGACCGACAUCCCCGCGCAAAGAAUCAUCCCGACCCUCCUCCCCUAAGAAAGAUCCUAUGAACUCCUCUAGACCUCAGUCUCCCAGAAAAGAACCUAAACCCCAGACGAGAACAGUCGAGACGGAGACUGUACCCCAGACAAGCGUGGAAGCUACUCUGCAGUCAGAUGUCUACAAACUGGAACAACUGGUCUUGUUACUAAGGUAACAGCUACUGCAGGACCGUAUGUAAACGCAAAGCGAAAUACUUGAAUCCUAUUUUCCUUUAACGCAUUCAAAGCAAAGUACCUCCUGAAAAAAGUUGUCUUCGGAUAUGUCAGUUGCUGUGGUUUUCAUGAUAAAGGAAUGAAAUCACGAGCAAUGUCCGAGUUCCAGAACUCUCACUUUCAAAACGAAGCUAAGGGCGCUCAGUCCAUUUGUCAAAACUUGCCGGCCGCACCAUUGCUGGACCAGUCAGUUUGAAAAUGAAAUGGCCUUUUCAAGAGUUUUUGUGGAAAAACCAUCUUUUUCGUGCACUCUAUUCAGUAUUUGACUGAUCUAGCUGGAUAGUUUUGAUUAAAAGUGAAAUUCUCGUUACGACGGGAGGGUGCUGGCCGCACAGUUUUGACAAAUGGAAGCACCCUAAGUGUUUUAUUUCAGUGCAUGGGAAUAAAAUCUGAUUUUCAUAUCAGUGGUUUCACCCAUAGCCUCGCUUUGAAACAGAGGUUUGGGGCAACUGGAAAAUGGCCUUUUACAGGUCUUACACACUCUCAAACUAUACCUUAAGCAUCAUUUUUUUAAAGUAGAUUGUUUCUAUGAUGUACUGCUUUAUAAAAUUCAGCAUUUAUUGCUAACAAUAUAUUUUUCAAUUGCUCCAAUGUGGACUAAUUCUGAAUUCAACUUUGACUGUUUGCAGUCCGCCUUUUCCCGUACAAUCCUUCCAGUUCUUAUCCCAGUCAGGGCAAUUGCAAACGACGUAGCGCCCUCGCCUACAUGGGUUACGAGUAUAGUUAAUUUGCAAUGAACACGCAGACUACACAAGAUCUUUUAAAGACUGCGAUAUACGUUUAAACACUUUUUUUUUCCAAAAAACACCUAUUUUUUACCUGUUGUCUCCUUCGAUGGCCUUCAAGAAAUAAUGAACUUUUGUUCUUUUUUUGUAACAUCAUUUAUGUAAAAAUCGGAGAAUAAAAGAAUUAGACUACUAGCAGUCUUUCUUUUUUCUUGGUCCGUGACUGCUCGCAGUCUAUAAAAGAAUAAAAAUAAGUGACGUUCAAAAAGAAUCCCAAUAGGUUAACUAAAUAAGUCAAACACAAAAGGGAGGGGCUAACUUAUAAGCACGUGGCCUGCUGGGACCCAGACCCCUGAAACAUAAUUUUUUUUUUUUAGACGCGAAGCGACCCAAGCUAAGAAAGAGGCUGAAAGUCAAGGAGAUGUGGUACAAGCGUUAAGAAGGGAUCUGGCGGGUGCAGCAGCACGCAUGUCUGAUAUGGCCGGCGAGUUAAGCGAUAAACAGAAACAGAAACUGGAACAAUACGAGGAGAGGAUACUAGAGCAAGACACUGAGCUGGAAGAACAAAGAAAACAGCUCGUGAAAGAGGUGACAAUAUUCAGUAUUCAAUACGUGUUACAUCGUGAUAGUUAUAUUUUCGUUUCACUAAUAUGAUUACAGUUAACGUAAAAUUAAGCUUUCAGUACUUGAGGUUUUAGCAUUGAUUAAACAUUGCGCCGUUUAUUCCAGGUAGUCCGUACAUUCUUGUUUAGUUACUUUUAUUAAAAUGUCUGGUUUAGUGCUUUGUGUCUGCGACCUUUCAUGCAAAGGUCACAGAGGCUUUGACUAAAUUCCCUUCACCAAUAAAUCACUUGAAAACUUCUUAAUAUCUCCGAUGUUAUUAGAAAUACAGUUUUUAAAGUAUGAAAAAAAUCUCCUUCAGAUAUACAUUUAUCCGUUUAAUUCUUUCUUUUCCAUGUCAGUCUACUUCGGACUUCGACUUCCUGUCUGUUGGAAUUUCUGUCUAGCUUGUCACGCACCACUAAAGGAGCUUCAGUUAAUUCACCAUCAGUUUAAUUGCGCUAAAGUCAAGUUUAAUCUUUUUUUACCAGUUAUUUGGUUUUCUCUACAGAAUCUCAUGACAGGUGAAUUACACGCUCUUGGACUGCGAUGUCGAGGAGAGAGACAUGAGCUAGUGAUAGCGAGGCAAAAAGAGGCUCUGGCAGAACUCAGAGGCCGAACAAAAACACUGGAGCAAUUUAAACCACCACGUAAGUCUUGAAAGUAAAUUUGUCUUAUACAUGAUAGACUGACGUCCUUGAUCGCAGGGCCUAAACAAGAACUUUGACGAAAUCCACAUGGAUAAAAAACAUACAUAGCUUUUUAUAAAACUUGAGCGCAAACACAUUACAUUCAUUCUCCAGUCUGUUUCAAGUGACAAAAGAGCAGAAGAUUUGGAGUGAAAAUUAUGCGAAAGACGUCCCUUAUUUUCUUUUGUUGCCACGUGAAAUGGGAGAUGUCUGCACGCAAACUAUGUCUCCACUUUUCGGGAAAAAACUCUUGGGUAAUACGCUUGGUUGCGUACAAACCUUGACAGUAGCCUGAUCAAGGCCACCGCCCUCUUUCUCAGAUCGAGCGCCUUCUUAUUUUCGCUUGGCUUGUGUUUAUUUGGCGAGGUCCCUACAUACUGAGAGCCUGGCACAGUCUACCUUGACGGUGGUUGAACCAUGAAUGUCGCGAAAAAAUUUUAAAAAAAGAAGUGAUACGCAGCUGGGGCUAACCAGGCAAUGAUCUCCACAGGCAAUUUAAAAUCGGGCCUAAACUUGAAACUUUUAUCGUGCCUUUGGCCUGCGUUUCAAGCGUUUUCUACAGCUAUGUUCGAUUUCAAAAAAGGGUCGAGGAGUUCCUUUCUCUACUCUCCCCAAUUUUCCUCUGUCAUGAAAUUAAUGAGGGCGGCCGCAGCGAUACGAUCAUAAACAAGCAGCUUUUGCCCACUCUAAAAAUUCGUCUGCAUCGCAAUUUAGACAACGGUUGGCUUUAUAUACUAAUACGUCAUUUCCGUGUUCCACAGAUGACCUCACUUUUAAAAUGAGGCCAAAUUGCCAAACAUUUUCCGUGAAAAUGACUUACAUUUGUGUUAAAAGUCAUUUUCAUAUUAAAAGCUCCGCACUAACGCUCGUUUGCAAAAAUAGGUAACUUGGAAUUGGUCUACCGUGUGGCACGAAAUUUUUCCGGGUUCUAAUUUUUGCGGUUUUGGCGGGUUUUUUUUUCCAGCGAUCCGCAAAGAUAAGUUCCUGCAAAUAAAAAUUACCGCAACAUUUUUUCCGCAAAAAUUUACUCCAGAUUAAAUAUUCUCUAACUUAAAUUCGCUAAGAAAUCGUGUCUGUUCAAUUACAACUCAGCUGGCCUCCCAAGAAGAGGACUACCACAAAAGCAAAGGCGAAAUGCAUGCUUAGGUAACAGACGUAACAGUGUGAUGCUCUUCUAAUUCAUGGAGUUCUGCGCUUGCGUUUCUUCAUGACUUCAUAUUAAAAAGCGACGUCCUUUUGGCGCGUCACGUGUUCUGUCAGGAAGGAUUGCGUGACAAAGGGUCCCGUGGUCAUAGCGGACUACGCGUAGUCCCUGGUUAUUUUCUUAGGAAUAGUAAAGGAAGCCAAUUACUCAAGCGCGCGAAAAUCACGACCCGAGUGUCACCUUCUUCGCGGGUGGCGAUUUUCACACGCGCUCGCGUUAUUCGCUUGCUGUACUAUUCCUGAGUACAUUUGAAUAUCAGCGUGGCAGGCGAAGGGGUAGGAAAAGAGAGGAAAAGGGAGGUUUCCCCCCUCCCCCUCUCCCUCCCAUUCUUGUGCCUGUCAUGCAGGCUGUCACUGAGAAGAAUGAUGGGCUACUCGUAGUCCACCCUAGUCAUGUCGUUUGUAGAGUGAGUCCUUGCUAUUAUUUGCCCUCUAUACUUUCACAAGACUUUGUUGUAUGACAAAAAUAAUCAUUUUUGCUCACUUGAAAGAUUUCAAGUAUGAUCCAGCAAACUAAAGAGGCUGAAAAUCAUGGGCCAUUGUAAGAGUGUGUCAUAGAUCCUUCUUCCCCUAUUUAUUUUAAUAAUUUAAUAUUCCGCGAAUGAACGGUUACAUGUUCAAAUGCUAUAGCAUGCUCUGCAUGCCGUGAUAGUCGUUUGUGAAAUGCCUUUUAUCUGUUUCCUUGUAACAGCUCAGAGUUCGUCGUGAGCAGGCUUCUGCCAGUCUCGCUGAAACCGAUUUGGAAAAAGGCGCUCACCAGCAAACAAAGGAAGCAUUAGAUCUCAGUGAAAAGACGGUGAGUUGAUUUUAAUAUAAACACGAAAAAAUUAGUGAGGAGUAUAAGAGCUUGAGCAAAGGCGUUAUUGAGCGUCCGAAAUUAAUGGCUUGACGCUAAUAAAUGUACGCUCCGGUCAUCAUUCGCCGUUAAAAAAACGACUUUGCAUGAGCGCCUUAUUGGCAGCUUUUUGCAGAAGUAAAUACAAAGACGGGGUAGUCUGUCAAGAGUGCCUUACUGCAAAUAGUUCACAUGCUGUGUUAUAAUAUAAAGGUGAAAUAUGGUCUUUCAUGAAAAUUGAUUCAACUUUCAAUGUUAGUUGAUAGAAGAUAGUGUCGUUUCAUCUUUUUUUUCUAGAGUAAAAAAAACUAAAAGAUACCUAAUUCGUUCCAUGAAAAGGAAGAACGAAAAAGGAAAUGAACGUACCCUCUACCGAAAUGAAAUGUACGUACCCUCUACCGUUACCUUUCGAACGCCUGGCACGGUACCAAACGCUGUUCGGAAAAUUAGCUCGCGCUCCUCUGGGAGGACUGAGGGAGCGGCGGAAAUCGAGUCCAUUACUUCGGAGACUGCAAGGCUAUUCUUGCGUCGUUUUAUUUGAGCGCGUCACUCCUCUGUCCUCCAAACACGCAAAGAAACAAGUUAUUUUAGUUGCUUAAGUCGUUAUUUUUCCAGGCUUUUUUUAACUGUAACUGUUUUUUCUUUUCGCAGUAUCUGAAGUUGGCUCGAACACUCGGUGCACUGCUUGAAAUAGACUCGUUACCAGGUUGUCGCUCAAUGGCGCACCUCCCAGUGGAGGAAAGAGAGAGACUGGAACUAGACAGGACCAAGGUAAUUUGAGUUUCAAUUCCUGCUUAAAAAUACGACCUGUGUACGCCGUUACAUGUACAUGUGUCUUUGUUUCACAAUGCUAGAAUAAAGGUACUGAAGAUACCACAACACGUAAUCGUUAAAAAAGUACCAAUGACACUUAAAUAGUCGAAGCUUUCUUAACGGACGCUUGCGCAAGAGCUGAGGACGGCUCUACUUGUGGUCGGGUCGACCAAAAAACUCUCCUUUUACUCGCCAUUGAAAAUCAGUUAAUAGCGCCUUGAGUAAGAUCUGCAAUAUUUGUGUUUUUAAUAGACUGCUCCAAGAGUGUGAUAAAAGCCAAUUGGCGUAACAUGCCCGGAACCUGUGCGAUAUAUUUUGGAAGAUCAUUUCAGUUCCACUAGGCCAACAGAAAAGAGAUAUUGAAGUUGAAUUUCUUAGUUGAAAGUUAUUUUCCUUAACCCAUUCGCAGAAGAAUCAACACACAAGUCAACAUAUUGUAAUUAGGUGGUUCAUUGUUUUUCUUCGUCUAUUUCCUGAGUGAGCGGAUAGUUAAUUGUUUUGCUUUAGUUUUGUUUCAUGUCUGAGCUCCCGUCUUUUGUACCCAUUCUUUUGAGUGAUUUCUAUGAGGUUUUAAUUUUCCCUUUAAUUUAUUUCCCUUUGAAUAUCAGGCUGUGGAGCUGAUGGUCACUAAAGUUCAACAGAUGAACGAUCGAAUGGAAAGAAAAGUCCAGCUUCUGGGUUCUUAUGAAGAUGACUUGGUGCAUCUAAGGUAAAGAGACAAGAAACAAAAUAAGUAAAUUAAUAAAUGCACUUUAUUUGAGUGUCAAGAACGAAAGUACCAAUUGGGGACACUAUUUUUACGUCUCCUACUGGAGACGGGACCGCCGUUUUACGUGGUCAUCCGAGCCACCCGACGGUCUAGCCGCUCACACUGCAAAGGGAGUACCUUCAUUUCUUAGUCAAUUUAAGACCCUGAGUGUUGGUCCGGUCUCGGGAAUCGAACCCGCGACGACCGCGACCUCCCGCUCUGCAGUCAAGCGCUCUACCGACUGAGCUAAUCCUGCUGCGGUUAUAAAAUGUCUUAUAAAAAAUGCUUUUAAUUUAACAUCACCUUAGACCGUUCACAGUCCCCUAUUUUUGGUAAGAUCUUAAGGGUCGAGCUCUGACCGGUACGGGCGACUAUCUGGGUCUCAUAUGUACCGAGCGGGCGGGCGUCGGGGUCCCCGCCCCUUAACUAGAUUUCACGGUCAUCCCAAGACUGGACUCGGAACAUUUAAAACUAAGAUGGCCACCUGAUCCCGACGAUUUUACGAAAACAUAGUUGACUGAUAACAGUCUAACAUCACACAAUUGUUCUGGAACGCUAAAACCCAGGCAAAUAUCCUGAAUUAAUCCGCGAUCAAUUCCAUAAUUCUCAUCGCCUGUCUUAUAAUGGUCUCGGUUAUAAAAGGAGAAUUUCAAACGAUAAAAGCAAAGCUCCUGUUACAUCUUGUCGUCAUGGCCUCGUUCUUCUAUUUUCCUUGAUUUAUAGACUGUUCAUAGUCCCCUAUUUUUCAGUAGGAUCGUCGAGAUCGAGUACUUACCCUUGGGGGCAUCCAGCUUGGUUUCGAUUGUACUGGGUCUGGCCUGGGGAUUUCCGUCGAGUAACAAAUCUACUUAGGGGGCGGGGGAAAGUUUAGCAGGAGACGCGAAAAAUUGAUGUUUCUCUCCCUUGCCUCCCGCCACCGCUAAAACCCCGACACCACCCGACCCUCGGUACAUUCGAAACCAAGAUGGUCGCCCGUAACGGACUCGUAACGUUAAGUGCUCGAUCUCAACGAUGUUAUGGCAGAAUAAAGGACAGUGAACGUUUAGAAGGCAAGGUAAUAUGUCGGGAAGGUAAAUGUGCACACCUAUAUAAAAUAAAUAGAUGGAAAAAGUGAAGAUUUUUGUGGUCGAAUUACGCGAAAUAUUUCGUCCUUCGUUUCAGAAAUAGUGAGACAGUGGCAGGACAGAAAACGGCUGAAGCUACAGGACUUAAGGUUGGCUUGUUGCUCGGAUAUUGUUAGUUGCAGUUGUGUAGAACGUCUCCUUCUCUUCAUUAUAAGAUGAUGUAACAUCUGUUUGUAGCGCAUCCCUUAGCCUUUGUAGCUGGCGGGAUUAGCGGGAGUGCUGUAGUUUUUUGGCGGCGGAGCCGCGUGAAGAUUAAGAACCCAAGCAGCUUUACCGCUCGCUUCGCCAAUAAAUUACCCCGGGCACAAGCAUCCCGCCCGCAACGCAGGCUACCGCAUCCCUCUCUAAUAACUUUGUAGGAAGAGAAGGCUAAAUAAUGGAAUCAACGUUAAAUUCUCCUAACCUAAAAACUCUUUGUUUACGACUGUUUUCAUCAAGGCUCUUACUGACAUAGGACAUUAGCGUUAAGCCGUGAAGUUAUUGCCAUAAAGUCUAUAAAGGGUCAUAGGGAAGUGGAUUGUAUGAUUCAUUCCUUUCAUUGGUUAAUGUGCGGGGCCCAGUUAUUUGAAAGCCAAUUAGCGCUGAACCGAGGUUAAAUUUCAAUUCGGCUUUCUUUUUCUUUUGAUCAAAAGCAUUUUUUCGAAUAAUUUUAUCUAUUCCUUUGAGAGCAUCCAAUCAUCAAAUUAUAACGAAAUUUAUUAAACUGAAUUUGAUUUUUAAGCUUUCGUAUCUGAAUUCAAAUUUCCUACUUACCCUGGGUUAUCUUAAUCCAGCUUUGAACAUCCCUGCCCAGAUUACAUUAAAGCUGUCUUUUUUUUGCUGGAGUUUUUCACUCUGAUUUUGUCGUAUUGUACCACAUAGAUGGAUGUUCGAAAUCGCCAGGAAGAGAUCGCCUACCUUAGGGCAUCAAUGAGUAGAUUAAGAGACGACCUGGAUCAACAGCGGAGUCUUAAUGUUUGUUUAAAGGAAAGAAAGGUAAGAUGGUUGCACACUUUGUACACUUUUUCCACUUAAUGUGCUUGAACCAAGUAACCAUCUUGACAAACAGUUUUAUUUCUAUUCUACGUGUGACCACAGGUAACCCAAGCUCACAGUAAGAACCCGUAAAGAACACUACCUUACACAGCUAAUUAAUAAUGGUAUUAAAUAGGACUGAGUGGAGUCCAAUUCGGUCGUUAAUCAUACGAGUGAUAAAACUUAUUUGUUUAAUCAUGAGUAUGAUUACAGACCGAAUUGGACGACACGAAGUUCUGUUACCAGUUAAUCAUGACUAUAACAAAAUUUGUGAUUUUUUAGGUUUUUUUAACAAAGCACAUGAAAUUCCGAGAGUUUUUUGCUAGCAGUGACAAAAAAAGCCAUUUAAGCGCGCGCGUGAUGGUGCCUACUGUCCAAUUACUUAGGCAUGACGCGUACUGUCCUAUUAGUGCUGAAAUCGGUAGGUACAAUUGAUAGCCAAUCAGAUUUGAGGAUCGGCGGGGCUAAAUGCAGGGUGCAUUCGCAGGCUAGAAAACUGCCCGUGAGAGAAAAACUAAAUGUGGUCUCCUUCAUUCUCGUAUCCGAUCUACUCUCACUUAAAACGCAGAGAGUUUUGAAAGGUUUGUGAAAGAACCUUGUCGGCAAAAAUCAACUAACUUUGUUGGCUUUUUUUUCCUAUGUCCAGAAAUUCGCCAUGGAUAUGGAUGAGCGUGAUACAAAGAGACAAACACAUAGCUGUUACAUGGACGAACACACCAGAUACAAGAUGCUGAAUGAUAAGUAUAUAUACUAUAUAAUAUACAGUAAAUAUUGUUUCACCGUCCAUGCACUUGUUAGUUGUGGCAAAGUUCCCUUUCGUAAACGGUUGCUGCCAUUUUUAAGACACUUGUUAGAACAUUUUUGACGCGUGAUUGAGAGUGUUUCUAUUAACAAGAAGGUCAAUCGUAACCCAGGGUCGAACCCAGACCUUUCCUAUCCUAAUCCUUCUCCCUUACCACUAGACUACAGCACCGACGCGACAAACUUGGAAAAAUUUCAGUACAAAAAGUAGUAAACUGUCUUUCUUAAAACUGAUGCAUCAAUAACAGGGGACGCUAGCCUUCCGCGUUCACGGAGCGCGUUGUACCAGCAACGCAGGCGUUUGAUUGUUCGUUAAAUGAUGGAUGUUAAUUUGCGUUGACAACGGGUUUAGUUUAAGUUGCCGACACUGACAAAUCGUUGACAAGUCGUCGUUUCUUUUAAACGUACGCUUUCAUAACACAUAAGGCACGUCUUGCUCAAACACACGAAGGAUUUUUGGUAUUUUGCGCAUGAAUCACGUAAGCCAACAUGCUUCUGAAGCAGCCCGGCCAGUGAUGUAAUUACAGUCUCUCUAUUUUUCUCGCUUCCUCCCAAACCGCCCCCCGCCCCCUUAGUAGUUUUGACACUCAUGCAAGAUGGCAGCCCGUAACGCAAAGCUCUCGAUCUCGACGAUCUUACGGGAAAAUAGGUGACUGUGAACAGUCUACUGCGCACGCUCUUCUUUGCUUCUGGCCUUAUUGUAACUUAAUUAAUCCAGGGAAUAUAUUACAUGUACCUUACCAAUGGUAGCGUCGACCAUUAAAAAUGGCAACGACCGUAACGAAGGGGAAAUAUGCGUCGUCGUGAUCCAUUACCUUUAGUGAAUGAUUAUGGAGAUGACUCAGAUGCCAAGACAAAGCAUCUAUAAUUCUUAUUCUGCCUCAGCCUUCGGCUCAAUUAAUAACACUUACCUCGACCUUGAUUAUUCCUAAUAUCACAGGAACCUCAUCCAAUAAUUGUUUAUAACUGUGUAUGUAAUUUCCGUUACAGGAGGAACUUAAAAAGAAAAAGGCAGCAGAGAAACUUAAGAGGAAAAAUUACGAAAUAGAGUGA